Messenger RNA from Ostrea edulis (European flat oyster), 1296 nucleotides. RefSeq lists its product as uncharacterized. The record is from RefSeq and is a predicted model, not a curated record. NCBI's taxonomy places the organism in Eukaryota, Metazoa, Mollusca, Bivalvia, Ostreida, Ostreidae. Bases 241 to 651 code for a protein of 136 amino acids. The transcript is spliced from 3 exons.
AUUUCCAGUUUCUGUUCUAAUGAAAACGUUAAAAAAUAUUACCAUUACGUCAGAUUAACGAUCAGUCUAGCCUUGGAAAAAGGACAGUACACAAACUUGACGAAGAAACAUAAAUAUUCCUUACAGUUUAAACAGUGAUAACCCAUGAAAGCUUGUUUCCAAUGGGGUCCUUUGAUGCACAGAUGUUGGCGCUAGGAAGUCAUUGAUCAUGGUUUCAAUUUACUCAGUGCAAAGAAAAAAAUGGCAGGUGUGUUGGGAAUGGCAUUCAUUCCUUAUUACAAUCAACUGAUAAAGAUCCUCGAGACCAAUGAAGAACUCAAGAAAAGUGCCCGAGGGAUUUUCAAGCAGAUGGCCUGGGCUGCUGGGGGUACGGCAGUUGGUGGGGUCCUUUUAGGGCCCCUUGGGGCUGGGAUUGGGGGAAUGGCAGGUUCCAUGAUUGGGUACAUGUGUGCUGAUGAAUACACUGCCAUGAUUAAAGUAUUAAAGAAUUUAAGUGAUUCAGACAAAGAGAAGGUUGUAAAAGCCGUACAGGAGCUAGUGGGAAGUUCCUCGAUAGAAGCCCUCACAAGGUUUAUCGGGAAUCAAGUACAGAGGGACGUUUUCUUAAAACUGCUUGGUGAUUUCGUGGGAGACAUUCAAAAAGGAGGAUAAAAGCAUACAUGCUAUAUAUCAGGAUAUUUAAUAGAGUCAUCAGUUUAGUGCUUUAAAUUAUGGAUUUUACAAUAUUGACGUGAAUGAUUAGCUACCUUUCGUAUAUUUGUGUUAUUUGUAACAGAUGUUUAAUAUUUGUACCUAACAACACCUUGUUGUGAAUUUCAUUAUGUGAUUGGUGUUGAUAUCAUGCACAUUGUUGUUUAAGAACUAGUGCCUGUACAUUUCGUAGCUGCUCAUGCUCCAAAAAACUGUGUUUUUUCAUUAAUUUUUUUGUGACCCAUUUCUGCAAUUUCAGAUAUUUUAAAUCUACAGAAAACACACAAAUAUUGAUAAUUGAAUACUAUCAUAUCAUUUCUCUGAACAAUUUCAGAAUGUUUCAGUAGUAUGCUGUUAAAUAUGUUAAAUGUUUAUUUUUGUACAAGAACAUAAUGUAUAUAAUUUAUUCUGUGUUUUAAACACUUGAAAUGUUGCGGGUAAUUUAUGAAUGCCUUAUAGAUCUGUGUUGUAUUUUCAUGAAUUCCAUUUGUGUUUGAAUUAGUAAAUGUACUUUAUAAAUUUUCACUGAAGUCAUAUUUUACAAUAUGUGAUCAAUGACCUUGACCUGCUGAACCAAAUAAAAACAAUUUUAGGGGUCAUCAUCAA